UGUGUGCUUGAGCAGAUAUGUAGUUUGGAUGUAAAUAUUAACAUUUUAUAUAUCAAUUUGCGUUGAGAUAAGAAAGAACUUCAAAAAAGGUGAGCUGCUCCGCAACCUAACGGUUACUUCAUAGCCGCCCGCCAUAUGAACAAACAAAUGCUCGACAAAUUAUAGGGGGGCUUUUAUCAAAUUGACUGGCCAUCCGGCGGUGAGCGUGUAUACCUAUAUUAUGCCAUGUGAUCGUAGGCAUUAAGGCAAUCAGCAAUUAAACGUUGAAACGACAAGAUCGGCGAGCGUCAAAGCAUACACAAGUGCAGAAAUUAGUAAAAACUUUACAAAAAUAAGUCAUAUUCAAAAUUUAUAAAAAUUAAAAUACCAAAAAGUUUAAAUUAUUACAAAAACUUACAACGAAUAUUGAUAUCCUGCAAGUGUAGUGCUAAAAUAUCAACAAAAGAGAAUCAAAAAAAUAUUUAAAAAAUGUUGAAACCAGCGCAAAAAACACAAGUGCAAUUAAUUAUCCUGCAAUUUAUCCUACUUUGCUUUAAUGACGCAUACAGUGCCUCACAGCCACCGUAUCAAGUGUCACUUUAUGUGUCGCUGCAUCCACGUGCGCCACCCAUACACUAUUGUAACGGUGUUAUUGUGCAGAGUAGCUUGAUAUUAACCACCGCCAGCUGUGUCUACUAUCAGUCGUCGGUGGUUGAGGAAAGUGGCGCGCCGGUGCGUAUACCGUCGGCGAAGAUCAGUGUGGUACCAGGUGUUUCGGGCACCUACAACGUUUUGAAUACUUUUAAUGUGUUAGAGAUUAAUAUUGCGCCAGGUUUUAGUUACAAGACAUUGGCAAAUAAUUUGGCACUACUCCGUUUGGAUACGACACUGCCGCUUGGUCAACGCAAUGACAUACAAUGGAUCAUUAUGGAUGAUUACGUGUAUGAGGAGAAGGCAUUAUAUAUGGCAGGAUUUCCGUCAUUAAAUGUGGACCAAAACGUCAUGCUGUUAGAGAAUGUACAAAUAUUACCCAAUGAACAAUGCGCACAGGUCGCAACGAGUGCGCCGGUAAUAAGCGACGAAAGCAUUUGUGCGCGUUAUCCCUACACGUAUCCUUAUGCGGUCGGACCGGAUUGUGAGUUCCCAAGCGAUUUCCCUUCAUUUAAUACCGAUUAUGGCACAGGUCUGAUAGUGCGUAGUACAUUGGUAGCCCUGUUUUCGCAUACAAUUGCAACAACAGCCAACCAAAAUGCCAACAAUUGUCGGGAGCAACAGCAGUUUAUUGCGAUUUUCGCCGAUGUGGGGCCACAUGUAGAUUGGAUUUAUGGCAUUAUCGCGAGUGAGGAAAUGUUAGCUUUGCAUCAAAAUGACUUUAUGUACUCAGCACCUUAUCAGCAAGAUGUUAGUAGCGCUAUUAUGUACUCAUCGUAUGCGUCAGAGUUAAUGCCGUCAUUAAUUGAAACAACAAUAACAACGACAACAACAAAAACCACAACAACAACGGCAGCAACAGUGAUGACAACCACCAAUGAAGUAGCGACGAACCCCAGCAGCACGGAAGUGAGUUCAACGCAGCCGCCAUAUAUAAGUGCUGCAGACAAAGUUGUUGGUAUGAAGUCCGCAUUGUUGUUGUACGUCAUAUCUUACAUAUUUUAGACUUACUUCAAAAAGUAAGCAUAUGAAAAUGUAUGUGUGUAUACAGUUGUAUGCUUAUUUAGUGCAAGGAACUUUUCGAAUGUGCCUACUUAUAUACGUGAUAUAUAUACUUUAUAUUAUAUCAUUUUUAUAUUUUAUGCAUAAUUUAGUUAGAACUAAGAUUUAGAGAAUUCAAAAAGACUGCGAAUUGAUAUGUAUGGUAUGUAUGCAUUAGGAUGUACGUUAUUUUCCAAGUUGAACCUUGUUUUGCAAACGCCACCUGAAGCUUCAGGUUUUGCCUAAGAAAAAAGUAUCCGACGUAAAGAAGCUUAUUAUUUUCAAUUUAAAUCGUGUCUAAUCAUUUUACUUUUCCUACACAUACAUACAUUCAAGUGAUUUAUACAUUUUGUGUUGCUCAUACGACAUGGUGUACUAUAUGAAUACAGUACAUUUAAUGCAUAAUUUUAACUACGUAUAACUUUUAAAGGAAUGUUUUUUUAAAAAAAAAAGUCAUUCAGACCAUUUUUGUAGAUCGUAAAAUUUUCUAUUAGAAUAUCAAAUUUUCAAAGUUGUAGAUUUAUUUGCUGUGGAAAAUUUUAUUGCAAAAGACAUAAAUUGUAUAGAAAUAGGCUUAAAUUGAAAAUAAAGAUCAAAACGUGAAACUUCAGAGUGCGUUUGUGAAAAAAUCAUCAACUUUGUCAAUAACAAGCACCCUAAUAUGCACGUACGUAAAAAUUUAAUUAGUAAAACGUUCACUCUACUCUCAUUAAAUUACUAUUUUAUUAUUUACUUGUAUAUUAUGCUUACAUUUUGACAAUGAAAUAUGUAAACAGCUGAUUUUUAAUCACCUUCAUUUACAGUUAAUUCUAAUAACAUUUUUAAUAAUUGUCAGCUUAAUCUAUCAAAACUCUGUACAUUUUUAUUACAUAAACUGUGAAAAAUUUACUGAAGUAAAUAUAAAUAUUUAAAAACCUAAAAAGAAAUAUUUUAAAAUAAAAAAAGAAAUAUUAAAAAUAUUAUAAAAAAACUAAAAAAAAAAUUAAAAAAAAAAAUAUUAUAAUAUUUUUUAAUAAUAAGAAGUAAGAAAAAAUUAAAAGAAAUAGA
Molecule: messenger RNA, 2718 nt
Organism: Bactrocera oleae (olive fruit fly)
Lineage: Eukaryota; Metazoa; Arthropoda; Insecta; Diptera; Tephritidae
Biological process (GO): proteolysis
Molecular function (GO): serine-type endopeptidase activity
Source: RefSeq, a predicted model, not a curated record